UUGGAGGCUGACAGUUCGAGAGGAUGUUGGAAGAGUCAAGGAGAAAUGGAAAGCUCAGUUGGCUGAGGAUGUGGUCCAUAGGAAAGAGCCCAACAUACUUUGCACCACCUCAGCCCACUAGCUUCAUCUGCAGCAAGUGUGGUAGAGACUGCCAUACCAUUAAGGAACUCUUAAGCCACACCAGAAAAUGUUCAAUGUGGAGUUGACCAUCAAAGCGCAGACCAUCAAAGUGCAAACCAUCAUUCUACAGGGAGAAAAGAUGUCACUUGAAUUGCCAUUUAGUCAAUUUCCCAGUUGUGUCGAUUUGCUUUUGAUUCUAUGAGCUUCAACUUUAAGCUACCAGAUCGUAAUGCCUUUUGGAAUUCAUAAAUAAUAUCCACAGACUUUGCCUGUCCUUUUUGCCUUUAGUCACCUGUACAAAAUUCAUCAGGCUUCUAGUUUUAUCUCAAUUUUCACCUGAUUGAGUUAGAACUCUGCAUUAUGACUGCUGAGGUGAUUGGUGAUGAGGAAGGAUUCUACUCUAGAGCUAAGAAAUACUGGAAGAAUAUCCCUCCAACAGUGGAUGGCAUGUUGGGAGGAUAUGGGCAUAUCUCCAGCAUUGACAUCAAUUCCUCCAAGAAGUUUCUGCAGCGGUUCAUUGGGGAAGGAUCUGGGAAGGCAGGGACAAGCUGUGCGCUGGACUGCGGUGCUGGAAUUGGCAGAAUUACCAAGCGAUUGCUGCUGCCCUUGUUUAAAGUUGUUGACAUGGUGGAUGUGACAGAGGGUUUCCUGGCCAAGGCCAAGACCCACCUGGGGGAGGAGGGCAGUCGUGUGGGCAACUACUUCUGCUGUGGUCUGCAAGACUUCAUCCCCCAACCCCAGCGAUACGACGUCAUCUGGAUCCAGUGGGUGAUUGGGCACCUGACUGAUGACCACCUUACCCAGUUCCUCAAGAGGUGCCAGAAAGGUCUUAGGCCAAAUGGAAUCAUCUGUGUGAAGGACAACGUGAGCCAGGAGGGUGUGAUUGAGGACGAAGUGGACAGCAGCGUCUGCCGAGACCUGGACUCCCUGCACACUAUUGUGCAGCUGGCAGGACUCCAGGUGUUGGCAGAGGAGAAGCAGGAUGACUUCCCCGAUGAGAUUUACCAGGUGUACAGUCUGGCUUUGAGGUGAAGCUAACCUUAUCCACGGGUACGGGGAGUGGGUUGGUGAAAGGGUAGAGUAUCUAAGGGGAGGGGAAAAGUAUAAGAGUGGGACACAGCUCUGGGGCUUUGGGUUUAAUUGAAAUAAAGCACAGUGAGGAGACUGCAGACUGAAUUUGACUUUAUUCUUGAAAGGCAGCUCCCACUAUCACCCAAAUGAAUGAAUCUGAUGAUCAAUAAACUCGGGACAAGUACUUAAAUGCAGGAUGCUGAGUCACAGCUUCAGAAGAUUAAUGACCAUAGCUGGAGUCCGAUUAGCUGCAACUAAUGACACAUAAUGUUUCUUCAGAACAGUUUCCAGAGAAGAGGAAGAAUGAGGAUGUUUUAAAUAUCUGAAUUCAGUUUGGCACCUAGUAUGAAUGGGAAUCAGCAGGAAAACCUUGUCUGCUGUUUCUGAGAGUAGAACAGCCUACUCCAGGACUAAAGCCUAUAAUCAGGCUACUGCCACAUAAGAGUGGCUGAACUUCAAAGUAAUUAAUUCUCUCUCACUCACACUUCCUCCUUCCCUUGCCCCCUAACUGGCCCUCUUUUGCCCCCUCCUGCCUUCUGCAUUUGACCAAGCAGUGUGUCAUGUUAGGAAAGGCAUACAAACCCCAUUUUGAGAUGCAAGAAAUCUCCUUCCA
Molecule: messenger RNA, 1804 nt
Organism: Pristis pectinata (smalltooth sawfish)
Lineage: Eukaryota; Metazoa; Chordata; Chondrichthyes; Rhinopristiformes; Pristidae
Gene: ntmt1
Product: N-terminal Xaa-Pro-Lys N-methyltransferase 1
Exons: 4
Coding region: 481-1152 (223 amino acids)
Biological process (GO): N-terminal protein amino acid methylation
Cellular component (GO): cytoplasm
Molecular function (GO): N-terminal protein N-methyltransferase activity
Source: RefSeq, a predicted model, not a curated record